Messenger RNA from Macrobrachium nipponense, 4217 nucleotides. RefSeq names its product nuclear factor of activated T-cells 5-like. NCBI's taxonomy places the organism in Eukaryota, Metazoa, Arthropoda, Malacostraca, Decapoda, Palaemonidae. Gene Ontology annotation, biological process: regulation of transcription by RNA polymerase II. Gene Ontology annotation, cellular component: transcription regulator complex. Gene Ontology annotation, molecular function: RNA polymerase II cis-regulatory region sequence-specific DNA binding; transcription factor binding; DNA-binding transcription factor activity, RNA polymerase II-specific. The record is from RefSeq and is a predicted model, not a curated record.
UGGUGGUGGAUUGGGACUUCUUGUUGUCUUCCUCUGACUUACAAAUAUUGCUGCCGUUUCGUCUCAAGUGUUUCGAGUGAUUUGCUGUUCUUGGCAUCUUAAUGCUCUUGAAUGACAAUGGCGGAACCUGUAAUGGAUCAUGCCGGAGGUUACUACAACAUGAAUAACUCUACAAAAACCGAGGGCGAAGGUUUUUAUGGAGAAGAGACUCGCUGGACGACGAUGGGGAAAGUCAGCCAAAGGAGCUCUCUGGUGUCACCUAGACGCAGGGUCUUGAAGAUUGAUUGGGUACACAAAACCAACAGUUGUUCAGGUGUUUGUUGGGGAUGACAGUGCAAGAACAAGUCCUCACAUGUUUUAUCAAGUAUGCCGUGUAAGUGGUAAGAAUUCUACUCCUUGUAAAGAAAAACGUAUUGAUGGUACUGCUGUCAUUGAAGCUGUGCUUGAGCCCUGUAAAGAUAUGGUAAUGAGUUGUGAUUGUGUUGGAAUUUUGAAAGAAAGAAAUGUGGAUGUAGAGCACAGAUUUAAGGCUCUUGUGUCAAGAGGCAGAAAGAAAAGUACCAAGUGUCGUUUGGUGUUUCGAACUUUUGUUACUUUGCCUAACGGUACCCAAGAAACACUGCAAGUAGUCUCAAGGCCAAUUGCAUGCACUCAGCCACCAGGUGUGCCUGAGAUUUGCCGCAAAUCCCUAUCAUCCUCUCCAGUGUCUGGUGGUGAUGAAAUGUUCAUUUUUGGCAAGAAUUUCUCAAAGGAUACUGUGGUUAUCUUUCAAGAAACUGGAGCCAAAUCUCAACCAGUAUGGGAACAAACUGCUAUACCAGAGAAGGACACUUUACAGCCCAUUCACUUGAUUGUGACUGUGCCAAAGUAUUAUGAUGAGAUGAUAACAAGAGAAGUAACUGUGCAGAUGAUUGUAUCUUCUGGUAGCAAAAGAUCAGAACCCCAUCACUUCACCUACUUACCAGUUGUUUCCAAGAAGGAAUUGCAAGGCCAUGAGAUUCAUGAAGAACAAAUGUUGCCUAAAGGAGUAUCACUUGGUGCAUUGCAAGUGAAUCGCCAUUACACUGAAACAAGAAUGCUGCCCUCAGUCUUACAAGAAGGCUCAUCUACAAAAUCAAAUUCCUCACCAAAGAUGGCUUCAGUACCUCUGACAAAACCUGUGGUAUCAUCAGUGAGAGUGCCACGUGUUAUUCAAAGUUCUAAUCCAGCUAGGAAAGCUGCAACACGUACGCUUCGCAACACUUCACAUGUUUCUAAAACAGCAGUGAAUGGUAACAAGGCUGCAGGAAUUAACACUACACAAACAAAAAACAUAAGUACCAAGAUGAACUUGAAAAUCAAGUCAGAUGAAGUUGAUGAUAAAUCCACAAAUCAAGAUCAAAAGCAGGAUAAUUCCAAAGGAACUGUGAGUCUUGGCAGUUUAGUAGAGUUGUUGAAUGUUGUUAAAGCUUUGCCAUGUGGUUUCAUUGAAGAUCUUGUGAAGUCAAUGAAGGAAAAUAUAACCUCCAGUGGAUCAGUGAAAGUUCCACAAAAUCAAGAAGUAUCAGAUGCUCAAGAAAACAAAAUGAUUCGUAGUAAUAUUUUGCUUUCUAACAGUGUGCAUGGCAAAUUUCAAAAAGCUGUGCCUCAAGCAAAUGUAUUGGUGCCACAAGAGUCUACAACUAAUAAGAUUAUACCCACUGUCACCACAAACUUAGGCUUAUGGCCCCUCACACUUUUCCCAUCAAUAUCUACCUCUCAGUCUAUCACUGGUGCACCAAGAGUUGCACGUGUUGCUCCAAUAGCCCCAACCACUGUGGUAUCUUCCCCAGGACUCACUAGAGCAGUAAGAGUUUGUGUAACUGAAGCACCACAUGUUUCACUUGAGCCACCUAAGAAGAAAUCAUGUGAUCAUGUAACAUCCAUGGGGUAUGAAAUUAUUGAGAGAAAUCAGUUGGUUCGUGAGCCAGUUGUAAAUCCAGUAAUGCCACCUCCGAUUAUAACACAAAGUUCAGUAAUGACAUACAGUGCAGUUGCUCAACCAGCAACUCAGAGUGUUAUCCAAGAUCAUUGUGAUACUCAAAAUAAUGUUGCUGCUUCACAACCCACCGAAACCCAAGAACCUACAGUUAUUCAGUCUUCACCUCAAGUUCAAGUAGAAACGGCUAAUGUUCUCAACUCGGCUAAUGGGACUGCAUUAAACACACAUCAAGAGCCCAUGUAUCAAACCAUGACUUCUUCAUUAUUGCAGACUAUUAAUCAGGCUCCUCAACAGGUAAGCCAAGCAGUAAAUGUCAGUGCACCUUUAAAUCAAGCAUCUGCUGUGAAUCCACCCUUAAAUGUUUCUCUUGGUCAGAGUAUUCAACAAUUGAGUCACCCAGUAAAUGUAUCGAUUAAUCAUGCACCUCAAACUGUUAGUCAGUCUAUGGAUGCUACAUUGAAUCAAAAUCUUCAAGAAGGAACUCAGCCACUCAGUGUAGCUGGACUUCCACCUGCUACAGAAGUAAACCAGGCAGUAAUAAAAGCUGAACCACGGGCCAUCACUCGGCACGCCACACAACAAGAGUUACCCAUGCCAUCUGUGCCAACAAGUUUAGCAGCACCACUAUUUAGUCAGUCUUCUGACAUGGGAACACCUCAAAUGGUAGUUGGUAAUCAUAGCAUCUUGAAUAAUCCUUCUAGCAAUCAAACAACCACACUAACUCCUCAGUCAGUUGUUUCAUCAGCUUUAACACAUUCUGAUCCAUUGCUCUCACAGUCAGUGUCUUCUAUGCAGUUAGACCAGAAUGGAGUUGCUCAGGGUUCUACAAGGAACCAACCAACUGUGGAAUCUAGACAAAGGGCUGAAGUUCUCAUGACGCCCAGCUCAACUGCUACCCAGGUUUCUAUGCAGAAUGAAGUAACUUCAGCAAUUAGUCUCUCAGAGACAGAGCUCCUUAACUACUUUGACCCAAACUGCUUUGAUAAUGUGUGAAGACUUUGGUCUUGAAUGACUGAAUUUAUCAAGAGUCAGAUACAAUUUAACAUAAGUAACAGGUAAGAUUAAUAAUCCCUGCUGCUUUGUUUAAAGAAGAUAGGCCAAUCUUCUUGUCACUUGCAGAAUUUUUUAACAUAGUUUUUGAAAACAUUUCUACAUAUCAUCACAACCCAGAGUUUUGAUAAUUGUAAAGGACAGCUUUGAAUCAGCAGAAAUAUUUUUGUGUGGUUAAAACUGUCAGUUUUGUAGUUAUGUAUUAUUAUUUGUAAUUGCUCAACAGUUACAGUUAUGUACCUAUUUACAAGUUAAAUGAUUGUAAUUUCUUGUUACUGGGAUUUUGCUGGUACUGAGUCUUAUAUGCAUUUGAAGUUGUUGCAAGUUUGUUAACAGUCAGAAGUGCUCACAGCAUGUGUUAGUACUUGUUAGCCCAGUGGAAAGGAGAAAUGUCAAAUGCAUAAUAUAGGUUGGUGCUGUGUCUGACCAAAGUCAUUUUUCUGUGUAUACACAUCUUGAGCAUGUAGAGUAUAAAGUGAAAUAUGACUUGACUAAAAACUGCUAGAUUAAUCUGAAAAUAUGAUUAUCAUUUUUAUAGUGGUAAUGUGGAUGUUUAAACAAUUUCAGUAUUUUUGUGUAAAAUAUGUGUGGAAAGUGUAACAGAUGCACAAAUUUACAUUUUUUAAUUAAACUUUAAAUGCUUUUGUUAGCUUGAGCAUUAAACUUUUAUUCUUUUAUUUUACUUUAUUAUAUUGUUGCUCAAUCAGAAUCUAACUGCAGGUUUUAUGCGAUUUUACCAUUUUGAAGAUACGAUACUCACUGGCUGACAUGGCAUUAAGGGGCUAGAGUGUUUUAAACCGAGUAUCGAAUUUUUCCCACAUUUUAAGGACAGUAUAUGGUUAGUAUAGCAUUUUUUAUUUUAAGCAUUGUCACCAAUUUGCGCUAGAUCCAGAGAAAAAGCUUUGUGUUCAUACAUUUCUUUAUGUAUAGUAAAAAGUUUUAUUAUUAGACAUUAAAAUUUAUGAGGAAAUAGAAAAGUAUCCUUUUGGUAUUUGUAAUUUAUUUGGCCUGUCAGUACUACUUUUUGGUAUGAACAGCCAGAAUGUGCCUGUAAGAAGUUACUUAUUGUUGUUAUAUUUUGUGUUGAUUCUCUGAUUUGUGUAUCAUAUUGUCUUAAGUAGAUUUGAAUUCCAUAUAACUAAUAUUUAGUUAGAUUAUUUUAUAUUAAAAAAUCUCAAACAUAAAUUGUAACUAACAGUUUAUAUAU